AUGGAAUUUUUGAAAAAUGAAGACGAUAAGGCUGUCUGGGAGAAUGUUGAAUGCAAUCGGCAUAUGCUUAGCCGUUAUAUUAACCCAGCAAAAAUAACACCCUACUUACGACAAUGUAAGGUCAUUGAUGAACAGGAUGAAGAAGAAGUACUUAACUCACUUUUAUUUAUAUCAAGAACUACCCGCUCAG
Messenger RNA from Pelobates cultripes (western spadefoot toad), 190 nucleotides. Lineage: Eukaryota; Metazoa; Chordata; Amphibia; Anura; Pelobatidae. The record is from the annotation of a GenBank genome assembly.